This is a messenger RNA of Acanthosepion pharaonis, 1371 nucleotides long. The record is from the annotation of a GenBank genome assembly. Lineage: Eukaryota; Metazoa; Mollusca; Cephalopoda; Sepiida; Sepiidae.
AUGGGCAUUAUGCCUGUCCACAACUUCUUAUCAUUUGCUGCUAUAAGUUUUCACACUUUCUUCUUCUUAUUUGUUCCGUUGCUGAUGGAAAACAUGAGAUUUCACAAUUUAUCAUUUGUUGAUGUAAGUUUGCACACCUCCUCCUCCUCCUUCUUCUUCUUCUUCUUCUUCUUCUUCUUCUUCUUCUUCUUUGUCCCGUCUAUGCCAGUUUCAUAUUCUUUCGUUUUCUUUUCUCAUUCUUUUUUACCUCCUUUGUUCGUCUUUUAUUCUUUAUCUAAGAAUUAUUCGUUUCAUUUGGCAUUACAUUUUUUUCUUUUCCUUCAAUUUCUUUUACAGUCAUGUUUUUUUUUUUCCAACUUUCUUUUCGUAAUUCUUUAUAACUUUCUUUCUUCUCUUCCUUUCUCAUUCCAUUUCUUUCAUUUUGCUUUUUUGGCUAUUUUUCACACUUGCUUUUUUUCCCCCCUUCCAAUCACUUCUUCUUUGCUCUUCUUCCCUUUCUUUUGUUUUUUACUUCCACUUUUUUCCUCUACCUCUCUCCAUCGCGUUCUUCUUGCACGCUUUUAUUCGUUCGUUCGAUCAUUCCUUCUUUACUUAAUUGUUUCUUACGGCCUAUUCUCCUUCCUUCCUUCCUUCCUUCCUUCCUUCCUUCCUUCCUUUUAUUCUCCUUUCAUCCUUCGCUGUCUCCAUUAUUUCAUUUUCUUCUUUUCCCUAUUUCCUUCUAUUCAACAUCACUCUCUUCAAAUCUUUCUCCUGUCAAAUCUAUUUUCGUUCUUUAUUUCUAUUCGCUUUUCCUUCGGGAUAUUCAUUUUUUUUCUUCUUCGUUCGUAUCCCCCCUUCGACCCAUAUCUUCUUUCGUUAAUUUUGUUCUCUUUGAUCAAUUAUUCUCCUUCAUGGAUGCCUUCCUUCUUCUCUUCUUUCCUCUAUUACAUUUUUCUGGCAUUCCUUCCUUCUUUUCUUCCUCCCUUUCUUUUUGUCCUUUUGCCUAUUCCGCUUUUUUCUUUCUUCGUUUUUUUCUUUGAACCAUGUCCUUUUAUUCAUCAUGUUGUUCUUUCUAUCGCCAGUUAUUUUCCUUCCUUCCUUCCUUUCUUCCUUCCUUCCUUCCUUCCUUCCUUCCUUUUAUUUUCUUUCUGCUUAUUCUCCUUUCUUUCCUUCCCUUGCACCCUUCUUCGACCCAUCGAAGGCGGCCGGCAUCUAACGAGUGACCGUCUGCAAGGCUCGUGCUCGUCGUUGUCAGACGAGAUUUGUUACCGGCGCCAUUUUGUCAAUUUGCGCGAGAACGGGACGGGGAAGGACGAUGCAUUCCCGAAGAAGAUGGACGGCCUGUCAAUAGUCACUCGCGUUAGUCUACAGAUUCGGCAUCGGGUUACUUAA